Penicillium taxi is the source of this 1452-nucleotide messenger RNA. RefSeq names its product DNA-(apurinic or apyrimidinic site) lyase APN1. Lineage: Eukaryota; Fungi; Ascomycota; Eurotiomycetes; Eurotiales; Aspergillaceae. The coding region runs from base 1 to 1452 and encodes 483 amino acids. Gene Ontology annotation, molecular function: DNA-(apurinic or apyrimidinic site) endonuclease activity; phosphoric diester hydrolase activity; DNA binding. The record is from RefSeq and is a predicted model, not a curated record. Gene Ontology annotation, biological process: base-excision repair. The transcript is spliced from 5 exons. Gene Ontology annotation, cellular component: mitochondrion; nucleus.
AUGUGUGAAGGCCACGGCGAGGAUCCUUUGCUGGACUCCCCAAAGCAGACAUCCCACAAGAGAAACCUGAGUUGUGGCACCCAACAAGGAUCACCAAAGAGACGGUCAAACCGAGUAUCAUCAGCCUAUCUCCCAGAAUUGUCCUCUCCGGAGCCAGUUCCGGCUGUCAAAACCGAGCUUGAUAAGGAAGAGGAGACAAAGCUGAAGGCAAAGAGCGUUAAGAAAGAACCUGUGGCUAAACCGCCAGCGAAGCCUGCUAAGAAGGGUAAGAAGACUAAGGAAGAAAAGGAAUCCGAAGCAAUGCCCUUAGCACCCAGGACACAAGGUUUGAAGAUGUUUGUUGGAGCGCACGUCAGUGCUGCAGCUGGUGUUUUCAAUUCCAUUCACAACAGUGAAAAGAUUGGAGGGAAUGCAUUUGCGCUUUUCCUAAAAUCACAAAGGAAAUGGGACAACCCACCUUUAUUGGACGAACACCGCGAUAAGUUCCACAAGUUAUCCAUCGAGAAAGGCUAUGAUGUGGCGAAACAUGUCCUACCACACGGCUCAUAUCUUGUCAAUCUGGCCCAGGACGACAAAUCAAAGUCUGAUCAAGCUUAUAAAUCGUUCAUCGAUGACCUUCGUCGAUGUGAAGCUUUAGGCAUCAAGCUCUAUAACUUCCACCCCGGAAGUUCCAAUGGAACUCCUCUUCCCGAAGCACUUGGCCGCUUGGCCAAAAACCUCACAAAAGCAAUUGAAGAGACCUCCACUGUUAUCCCAGUUCUGGAGACAAUGUGCGGCCACGGCACCACAAUCGGUGGCUAUCUAGCCGAGUUUCGCGAUCUCCUUGCCCUAAUCCCGAAAGAGCACCAUGAUCGCAUUGGAAUUUGCAUAGACACUUGUCAUAGUUUUGCAGCAGGUUAUGACCUUGUCUCACCGGAAGGCUUCAAGGCCUUCCUGACUGAGUUCGACGAACUCAUUGGUAUCAAGUUCCUGCGCGCAUUGCAUCUAAAUGACUCCAAAGCUCCAUUUGGAAGCAAACGCGAUCUACACGCUAAUAUUGGCACUGGAUUCCUCGGACUCCGUGCUUUCCACAAUGUCAUGAAUGAGCCUCUUUUCGAGGGGCUGCCCAUGGUACUGGAAACUCCAAUCGAUAGACCCGCAAACGAGAUUAAGGAUGAAGGUGACGAGCCAUCGAGGAAAAAGGCUAAGAAGGCUAGUGCGUCGGCCCUAGUUGCUGAUCCUACCGUCUGGGCGAGAGAGAUCAAGCUGUUGGAGUCUCUUAUUGGAAUGGAUGCUGAGGGCGAAGAGUUCCGCGCUCUUGAGGCUAAGCUCUCGGAAGAAGGACGCUCUGAGCGAGAAAAGAAUCAGCAACAGUAUAGUAAGAAGCUUGAGACUGAGAAGAAAAAGGGGGCGAAAGCGAAGGAGAAGGGCCAGAAAAGUCUUGCGGAUAUGAUGAAGGGUGGUAAAAAGUAA